Messenger RNA from Orbicella faveolata, 1612 nucleotides. RefSeq lists its product as uncharacterized. The record is from RefSeq and is a predicted model, not a curated record. Lineage: Eukaryota; Metazoa; Cnidaria; Anthozoa; Scleractinia; Merulinidae.
CGUGUUUUAAGACAACGAACAACGACGACUUUAGUGAGGAAGUCAAUCAGUUGGUAUUCAAAUUAGGUCGAAUCAAAGACAGAGGUUAUUUACUGUAAUAGCAAACAACAGCUGCUGGCCACUGCACUGGAAUUAAAAUGCCAAAACGUAUUAGCCUAGUUACUAUUUAGAAUGACAGUUAUAACAAUAAACGAAUUGUAUUUUUCAAAAUUGUGUUCAGAUGACAAAAGAUUUAGUGCCUCUGAAGUAAUGCUAAUUAGGGUCUUUCAGCCUUUGUUCUGAAUUUCUGACCCGUUGACAUACAGUUUACGAAUGUCUACGCUAAACAUACUGCUGUUGCGAAGGUUGAAUGGCUGAGAAUAUUCAUUUUAUCAGAGCUGUGAUUGAACCAUUGUGCACUGAAAGAUGAUUCAAUUUGCGAGUUACAUCGACAGGCAAAAGUCUGGGCCGGGCAGCUCAGAAAAGUCUCAGAAAGUUCACUCGGCCAACUGGAAAGAAGAGAUUCAACUCAAGAAGGAACUAGAUUGUUUAAAUAAACAGGAACAGCAAAGAGUUGCGAGAAUCUCCUCUGAUCAACGACUUGUUGUACAUCGAUUUCAACGCAAACUCUCUUUGAGCGUGGAAAUUGCGAAGAACCACGAUGAAGUGAAAGAAACUUUGGAUAUUAAUCACAAACGUGCGAUAGAGUCGAGGAAGCUGCAAGGUCAAAAUAACGAUAUUGGUGAAGAAAGGAUCUCUCUGAGACAGCUUCGCUGCUUAAGCGCAAGCCCAAAACCUCCGUUACCGAAAUUUAGGAGAGCUAAAUCAUGCGAACCCCCUCGGAUAAGCCAUAACACGUCAUAUGGUGAAACAGAUUCAGAUUAUCCCUCUGAGAGACAUGAUUUGCCACCAAGGCCGAUGACAGCACUAGAAAAGAGGAACAAGAUAUGGGAGAGAAAGUUGAAAACUGUCACUCAAAGAUUAAAUCGAGCGCGAAGUGCUCCAGCGAGGACAUCUUACUACAAAGUCCCGGAGUUUAGUGUGGUGCAAAGCAAUACCUCGCGUGAAAAACACAGUGGUCAAAAACUACGUCGACCGACUAAUGUUGAAAUUGACUUAGAGUACUUUCGUCGAGUAAGAGAAAAAGAGCUGUAUCUUCAAAGGCAAGCUGUGAAGAAUUUUCUCCAAAGUAUCGAGCCUUUGGAGUUGGUUCCCUGGACACCGGGAUACCAGCCGGCCGAAAACAGUAACGAGGUGGAAAAUUCAGUUGUUAUGGCGGCGGUCGCCCAAAGUAAACAGGACGUGAACGCCAACGAAGUCAGAUCGAGGAGCCGAUCAGUAGGUUCUUAUAACACAAAAGAUUCAGCUGGCUUGGCAAAACGUGGAAGUGGUAACGAAAGAAGCGUUAAUGUGAUUAAUACAAAGGUGCCACUGAAUGCCUGGACGUGAUGAGGCGAAAAUAGUUUCGCACCGCCUUGUGCAGAGUGAACAAACAAUAGGAGAUAGUGUGCAUGGAGUGCUGUUAACAGUUAAAGGUGUUUAUUUGUUUAUUGUCCAGUACUUCUUUAAAUUCUAAUGUAUUUGAUGAAUUGUGCAUUAGAAAGACAGAAUAUGUCACUUCUUAUUAAAAGUA